Molecule: messenger RNA, 1886 nt
Organism: Perca flavescens (yellow perch)
Lineage: Eukaryota; Metazoa; Chordata; Actinopteri; Perciformes; Percidae
Gene: bysl
Product: bystin-like
Exons: 7
Coding region: 318-1637 (439 amino acids)
Biological process (GO): rRNA processing
Cellular component (GO): preribosome, small subunit precursor; nucleolus; cytoplasm
Molecular function (GO): snoRNA binding
Source: RefSeq, a predicted model, not a curated record
GUUAAAUAAGAGUAUUUAAGAUUUUACAGCCAAGAAGCAUUCCUGACAAUUCAUUCGGCUGGAUAGUCAUAUAACGUCGACAAUAAACAGUGGUGCCAACAAAAACAGCUAAGAUGACCGCAUUCUUGCUAGGUUAAGGGUUAGUUAAAGACGUUUCGAUGCUACGUGACGUAAAUGACGUCACUUCCCCCAUGUAAUGGACAUCCGCACGUGUUGAACAAGUGACUGUUUACAGUACUUGUUAAUUCUAGACUUUAGGUAGCACACGCCAACAACAGACGCGCCAAUAUCGUAACAACUUCUGUCAAACUACAGCGAUGCCGAAAGUGAAGCGAUCCAAAGGCGGAGGAGGAGGAGGAGAGACGAGCGGAGCAGCGGUGGCGCUGGCUGACCAGAUCAUGCAGGCGGACACGGUGCGAGCCCGAGGCCGGGUGAAGAGCAGAGACAGUCGGGCAGAAAACGAAGACAAGUACGUAGACGAGCGUCUGUCGCGGAAGAUCUUACACCAGGCACGAAUUCAGCAAGAGGAGCUUCAGACCGAAUAUGGACUGGCACCAGAAAAGAAGAAAACUCCAGUCACUGUUCUCGGGCCUGACACUCAGGAUGCAGACUCCGACGAGGAGUGGCCAGCGCUGGGACAAGCUGGUGCUGAUGAUGGCGAUGUUGUGUGUGACACGGAAGUCGUUGUGGACCCUGACGACGAGAAGGCCAUGGAAAUGUUCAUGAAUAAAAACCCUCCGAUGAGACGGACCUUAGCUGAUAUUAUCAUGGAGAAGAUUACAGAGAAGCAGACUGAGGUAGGGACAGUGAUGUCAGAGGUGUCAGGGCGUCCAAUGCCCCAACUUGACCCGAGGGUAACCGAAGUGUACAAAGGUGUCAAUAAGGUUCUGUCAAAAUAUCGCAGCGGUAAAUUGCCAAAGGCUUUUAAAAUAGUCCCAGCACUUUCAAACUGGGAGCAGAUUCUUUAUUUGACUGAGCCUGAGACCUGGACAGCAGCUGCCAUGUACCAAGCAACAAGAAUCUUCUCGUCCAAUCUGAAAGAGCGAAUGGCCCAGAGGUUUUACAACUUGGUGCUGCUGCCCCGAGUACGGGAUGAUAUUGCAGAGUACAAGCGACUUAACUUUCAUCUCUACAGUGCUCUGAAGAAGGCCUUGUUCAAACCGGGAGCAUGGUUUAAAGGUAUACUGAUUCCUCUGUGUGAAUCUGGUACGUGUACUCUGAGGGAAGCCAUCAUCAUCGGAAGCAUACUCACAAAGUGCUCAAUCCCUGUGCUCCAUUCUAGCGCUGCAAUGCUGAAGUUGGCAGAGAUGGAGUACAAUGGUGCUAACAGCAUUUUUCUGCGGCUCUUGCUUGACAAGAAAUACGCCCUGCCUUUCCGUGUCCUAGAUGCCUUGGUGGCCCACUUCCUGUCCUUCCGCAGUGAAAAACGUGUGCUUCCUGUGCUGUGGCAUCAGAGUUUACUCACCAUGGCUCAGCGCUACAAGGCUGACCUGGCCUCCGAACAGAAGACAGCACUGCUGGAGCUGCUCAAGAUACAAACACACCCUCAGAUCUCUGCAGAGAUUCGCAGAGAACUGCAAAACUCAGAGUCCAGGGAUCUUGAAAUUGGGCUCCCUGUUACAGUUGAAAUGGACUGAGGAUUUCUUCAGCAUGAAGAAAAUUGUGUUAAAUCUAACUUCAUUAAGGACAGAUUAAAAAUGGAUGUCUCAUUACAGUGUCGUCGGAGCCACAAUUCUGGUCCCUGAGUGGAUGAGUUUGCACAUUUAAAAAUGCACAUCAGUAGUGAUGUAGAUGUUGUUAUUUCAUAUCAGGAAUCUGAUAUUUGCUUUACCUGCCUUAGUAUCUUCAAACAGGAAAUAAAAUUGGAUACUGUUGAGACAUAUUUA